AUGCACGCAACCGUAGAUAGAGCCACGGUGACUGCGUGGGCGAAACAGGCGCAAUCGACCCUUGAGAAAGCGCAAACUUUGUGUACCAAUGCUCAGACUCUGUUGCAUGCCACUAGUUAUCAGCUCACUUCACACCUACCAGAUCUACUAGAAGAAGCCAAUGUGUUAUAUGAAUCGCUCAAGACACAGCAUGAACUAUUAGCGAAGAUUCUGGAGUCAUUGAGAAGAUCUAUCAGAGACCAACUAUUGAACACUUUAGAGAAACAACAGAGUACUCUCCUACAACCUGCAUUGAAUAAUCUAGAUGAUAUAGUAGGACAUCUUCUGGCGACUAUUGUACCAUCUUUCUUAAUAGAAAAAGACGAAGCUGAAAAUAGAACCCUUGCAGACUUUAUAUCUACUGACUCCAUCAACCUCUUGAGAAGAAAUAUACAAAUUUACACGAAUAACCACGAAAAGAUACGACAACUUCUCAACAAUAAACUCCAGGAUGUGAUCUUAUCUCCAUUUCAUGAAAUUGGCUCUAAAAAGUUCAAUAAAACUGUAAAAUUAUACGAAGAAAUAACUCCAUUGCAGCUCAAGCUAAAGGCAAUCACAUCGAAUAUAGCACCCCUCGAUUCAAGUAAUGUGGUGGCAACUCUAUUAAAAGAGAAUGCAGCUCUUGAAAACGAACUCGUCUCAAUUCUAGAGAUGCUUACUAACCACUACGACCAGUGUACUCAGGGAGUUCAAAUUUUAUAUUCUGGAGGUUCUCAACAGGUAAACUUGGAGAUCUUAAAGAAUGAUGCCCAAGAGUUACCAGACGUAUUGAAAGAACUUCACACUGUCUAUGACAUCAUAGUGAACAACGAAGCCCGAGCCCAGAAGUUCAUAAAUGCCCAUUCCCCAAGCAUAGAAGUGGUGAUUGCUACCAUGAAGGAUCAACUCAGCUUUUAUAGAAGUUUUAAGCUGAAGAACAUUCCUGAAAUCAUGGUUUUAUUCACGGUAUGCGAGGAAAUCUUGAUGAAGUCGCCAAUAGAAGACCCGGGAGGACCCGAGCAGACUCCUAUAGAAAAAUUCACUGAUACUGUGAAUCAAUUGGUGUACCACUAUACUCAAUUUUUGAAUGUAUUCAAGUCACAGUACUUACGAGAACUUCAUCAUGAGCAAUUCAGUUAUCCCCGAAAGUUUCUUUCAAAGCUUACAAAUUUCCUAAAUGAUGAGCUCUACAAAAUGCAAAUCGAGGAAAAGGAGAGAAGAAGAGCAUGGUUGACAAAAUAUGGAGAUUUCAUACCGAAGGAGUUUAGAUUGCCUGGAGAGUAUAACCAACCAGUGAUAACGCAAGUGGUUACAGAGGGAUUAGAAGAUGUACAAAAAGAAGGUGCCGAUGCUGAACGUCACAUUACACAAGAAAAAGAAUUAUUAGAGUUGCUACGCAAAAUGGAAGAGCUCAACCGAGAAAGAAGAUACUAA
Molecule: messenger RNA, 1452 nt
Organism: Scheffersomyces stipitis CBS 6054
Lineage: Eukaryota; Fungi; Ascomycota; Pichiomycetes; Serinales; Debaryomycetaceae
Gene: ATG17
Product: protein kinase regulatory subunit
Exons: 2
Coding region: 1-1452 (483 amino acids)
Biological process (GO): autophagy of mitochondrion; autophagy of peroxisome; activation of protein kinase activity
Cellular component (GO): Atg1/ULK1 kinase complex; phagophore assembly site
Molecular function (GO): molecular adaptor activity; protein kinase activator activity
Source: RefSeq, a predicted model, not a curated record